AGGAAGUACAAACACAGAAACACCCGCUACGUGCCCGCUACAGAGCAACAAUUGUUCUUAGCGCUACUUGCGGCGUUGUAUUGUACUAAAGGGGCCACAAUAUCUCCUGCUGAUUUGGCGACAAGCUGAACGGUUUAGCAUUUGGCGAAGCGGGUUCUAGCAGUCUUUCAAGCUGCUGUUUGUGUGUGUGUGCGGCGUUGCGGUGUUUGUUAGCGGAGUUUUAUCUUAAGUUGUGUACACACUGACCGCGAUUAUGUGUUCUGGGCUUGGUUCCUAGCCUGAGGGUUCGUUGUGUCUUGUAGAGUUGAACGUGUUUGAGCAGCGCGGAAUGACAGCGUGAAGCGCCCCAAAGAGCGGUGGUGUCCCGUGAUCCGCCGACGAUCGGAAGACCAGCCCGGCGCGACGUCAAGUGUUGGGACGCAGCUGAGAGCUUCUGCUGUGUGCUGUCCCUCGUGACGAGGGGACCCGUUGGUGCCCGACGGCGUUGUCUUUGCUGACCAGGGGGGCGGUGUUCUGCCCUUGCGCACACAUGCGCCGCCGAGGUUCGGCCGCCGAAAGUGCUCGGGGGCGUUGAUGCGGGCACGUGCUUGUUCUCGCUAGACUCAGCGGUCCUCGCCUGCUUGGCCAUGACGGCCGAUGCUAUGGUUCAAAACCAGGACGUGGCCUGCUACCUGGUCACCAAGUUGUCCUGGAAGGGCAAAUAUGCGCGGGUGUUCUCGGUGGGCACCCAGGGCAUCCGCACCUACAGCCUGCCCUACAUGGAGAUCACCAACCAGUGGAGCUACGGUGACUUCCUGCGCAUCCAGCCCUUGGGUUCGGGCCACGAGUUCUCCAUCACGUUCCGUAAGGGUCGCAAGGGCGAAAACAGCAUGCGAUUCCUCUCCGAACACCGUGCUGACAUCAUCACCCGUGCACUGGAUUUCAAGCAUCUGUUUGCUGAGCCUUGCAAAGAGACUGCGUGUUACCGGGCUCGCAAGCUGCAUUGGUCGGACGAAGAGCAAACGGUGGAGCUGGAGUUGGGCUGCCAGGGUUUUGUGCAGCGGGAUCCUGCCCAGAAAGGUCGCGUCCUCGGCACGUACCCGUAUCGUGAUUUGCGGGGCAUGGCCGCCCUAUCAGACGCACCAGGAGGUCUGGUGCUUGCUACCGGACACGAACGCCUGCACGUAUUUAUCGUGGAAAAGAGAGAGGAGCUGAUGAAGCGUGCUGUGGACUGGGCCAGCCAGCACGUGGGUGUCCAGCUGUCGUUCCGUGAGCCGAUGACGCGGGUGUCAGCAAGAGAGGCCCGCCUUGGACGGUACAGUACUGACGAGGCACUCACAUCUCUAUGCGAGUUCGUGGUUCACAAGAUUUCUCCGCGUCAUGAGGAUCCUGUGAGACGCCUGCUGUGCCUCACGGAGAGCUGCCUGCUGGAGAGGGACCCUUCGACAUACACGGUGGUCACGUUGAGGCCAUUGGCUGACGUGUGCCGCAUUGUCCGGUCGAGAGAUCAAGUGCAACAAUUUUCCAUCGAAUAUGCUCAGGGGGAUACGCGCCAUUACAGUUCCAGUGAUCGGGAUGCCCUACUAGCCACGCUGCUGGAUGGGGUGCGUGCAUCAGGUAAUGGAGAUGUGCUGGUGUCGGGGCAGCCGGGCCAGUGGGGACGAGGCCGGCGGGUGGGGCCGCUCGGGUGCCCACCCGACGAGGAUGUCGAGGCUACCUACGUGCGCAUGCUUCACACACCGCCACCUACCGGUCACUGGAGCUAUUCCGAGAUUCUACUUCGCUUCAACAGCAAUGUGCCUUACAGUGGGCUCCUCAACACGGCUACCAAAGAGGGCUUCUUUGCGGAAAACAAGGAGAAGCAGGUGCAGAAUGCCCUGCUGUCGGUGCUGGACCAGGAGAUGCCCUUGGAGAUAAUUGAGGCCCAGCUCCAUGCUUUGAGGCGGCUCUUCGCCUCGAAGCCUGGCUUCGCUGCCUUCAACCAGAUUUUGAGGGUCCGGGAACGGGUUGGCCUGCUGGUCAUCAAGGCUCUCAAGCUAGAUGACGUCGGCGUGGCCCACGCGACCAUCGACAUGCUGUGCGCCCUAAUGCAGCCCAUGCACGACAAUGGCGACCUCUACCAUGAGCAGCAGAACAAGUUGGCAUUAUUGUCCUCAAAGGGCUUCCUUGAGGCCCUGCUGUCUAGCUUUGUGCAGCAUGUGGAGCGGGGCACAGGCGCCCUGGUCGUGAGUGCCUUGCUGGACCUGCUGACAUUUGCCAUGUGCCCGCCAUAUAGCGAGACGACAGAUGGUGCACAGUUCGACUCGCUACUUGAGCUGGUGGCCUCUCAUGGUCGUGUGGUCUUCCAGCUCUUCCAGCAUCCGUCGGUUGCCAUUGUGAAAGGGGCAGGCCUGGUGAUGCGUGCAAUCAUAGAGGAGGGAGACACAGAGACUUCCCGGCGCAUGCAAUCGCUCGCACUGGCUGAGGCAGCGCUUCCGCGGCACCUGCACGGUGCCCUCUAUGGCGGCGGGCAGGAGUCCCGGCUACUGGCCCUGCGGCAGCUGUGUCGCCACCUUGUGGGCCUCUGGGUCUCUGGCCAUGAAGCGGCCAUGGCAGCACUCAAGCGAAUACUCCCACCUGGCCUGCUAGCCUUCCUUGAAGACCCCAACAAGCCACCUGCCGACGCCGCAGUUCCCCGCCCGAGGGACAAUUUGCGUCUGGCAAACGACCAUUCGAGCAGCCGGGCACCCUCGCGGGCUGCACAGCAAUGGAAAGCGGUUGAGCGGCAGGUGGACAAGUUCCUCCAGCACUGGAGGCAGCGGACAACGCCGCCUUCAAAUGCCAACGACACGGUGCGGCCCGUCGUCCUCCGCAAACGACGCCAGCGUGUUCGUGUUGAAGCCAACUGGCCCAUGUUCUACUACCAAUUCUACCAGGACCACGCACGACCAGACCUCAUUUGGAACUUCAGGACGCGGGAGGAACUGCGGGAUGCACUGGAGGCGGAGUUGCGUAGCUUCUGCCAAGACCGGUCGGUGUGUGGUUCCGGCCUGCCCGUAGCCUGGAACCACUGGGAGUUUGAGGUGCUCUACCCAAGCCUGCAGGAGGAAGUACGCGUAGGCGACUACUUCCUACGCCUGCUUCUCGAGGAUGACCAGCCAACUGAAGGCGCCUCGGCCUCCUACAUCCGUCGCUCGUCUGAGUUCUUCAAUGACUUGUACCAUGCAUUCCUGUUGGCAUCAGAUGCAACACGACGCUGCCAGUGUCUUCAAGCUAUGGCACUUGUCUAUGGCCGCCAUUACUUGGACAUAGGACCGUUCAAUGACACCAAGCACAUACUCAGCAAACUGGACAAGUGUAUGGACCGGAUGGAGAGAGACCGUCUGCUCAUUUUCCUUAGCAAGCUGAUUCUUCACAAGCGCAAUGUCAAGGAACUCUUGGAUGCUGGUGGCCUGACUACUCUGGUGGAGCUGGUGACUUUGGCCCAUCGGCAUGUAAGCCGUGCACUUGUCCCAACACAGAUGAAUGUGAUAGAGGCAUCACCUGAGAUGGCGCUUUGCCUGGAGAAAGAGUGGCAUGUCGGCGGUGAGGACAAGGACCGGCAAGGGCCCUAUGGCUACGAUCAGUUGCAGGAGAUGUGGGCGGAAGGCAAGCUGUCUGCACGGACGAUGUGUUGGGCACAGGGCAUGGCUGGCUGGCAGCCCCUGGUGCGCGUGGCGCAGCUCCGCUGGGGCCUGCUUGCCACAGGGCAGGCCCUGCUCAACGAUGGCGAGCUUGCGGCAACCGUGCUCUCAGUCCUCUCGGCCAUCUGCUCCUUUUACCCAUCACGCGACUCGGACGGUGCCGUGGUGCGACCCAUCCCCCGUGCCAAGCGGCUCCUUUCCGAGCGCUCCAGCCUGGUCCACGUUGUGCAGGUCCUGUUGACCUUCGACCCCGUCCUAGUGGAGAAGGUGGCUCAGCUACUGCUGCAGGUCAUGGAGGAGAACCCAGCAGUGCAGCAGCUUUAUGCCACAGGCUUCUUCUACUUUGUGCUCCUCUACACUGGCUCUAACCUGCUGACAAUCGGUGAACUGCUACACCGUGCCCACACAUGCCAAGCGCACCGCUUCGAUGAAGGUAGCUCACUGACUCAGCGCAGUAUUCUAGGCCCUCUGCUACCAGAAGCUAUGGUGUGCUACCUCGAGAACCAUGGAGCGGCCAAGUUUGCCGAGAUCUUCCUGGGCGAGUUUGACACGCCUGAGGCCAUCUGGAAUGCGGAGAUGAGGCGCUUCAUGAUGGGCAAGAUUGCGAGCCACAUCGGGGACUUCACACCGCGACUCAAGUCCAACACGCGCGCCCAAUAUGACUACUGCCCAAUCCCACCCGUGCGCUAUCCGCAGCUGCAGAAUGAGCUCUUCUGCAACAUCUUCUACCUGCGGCACCUUUGCGACAUCCAGCGCUUCCCAGACUGGCCCAUCAAGGACCCUGUAGCGCUACUGCGAGAUGUGCUCGAGCGAUGGCGACAGGAGCUGGACCGCAAACCGCCACCACUUUCCAUGGAGGAGGCCUGUGCAACCUUGGGGGUCACACAGGAGCAAAAGUCAGAUGACUCAGUUAUUCGGCGUGCCUACUUUCGACUUGCUCAAAAGUAUCACCCUGACAAGAAUCCAGAAGGAAGGGAGCAGUUUGAGAAGGUCAACAAGGCGUACGAGCUGCUGUCCGACAAGACUCAACGCUGCUUUGAUGGGCCCGACCCCAUCAACCUUCAGCUGCUGCUCAAGACGCAGGCCAUUCUCUUCAGCCGACAUGCUAAAGAGCUGGAGCCAUACAAGUAUGCGGGCUAUGGGCUGCUGCUGCGGCUAAUGGAGUCGGAGCUGGACGACCCCCAACUGCGAAGCAAGGCCACACCCUUGCUGGGCGUAGCCAUCGAGACCGCCUGGCACACGUUGAGCUGUUCGCCACUCAAUGUUGAGGAACUGCGCAGGGAAGGUGGUCUCCAGCUGCUGGAGCGUGCACUGUCGUGCAGUGUGGAGAUGUUAAACCACAGCUCCCAGAAGGGCGCCCUGGAGGUGGAGGUGCUGAUGCAUACGGCACACUGCCUGGGUGUGGCAGCACAGUUCCCAGCCUGCCGGCAGGCCCUGUCCACCAUGCAGGGACUGUCCAGGGACCUCUGCCGAGGCCUGUACUUUGAUCACCUGUCAGAGCUAUGCCUGGCACUGGUGCGGUGUGUAGGUGCCCUAGCGGUGGAAGAUGCGCUGCAGACACGGCUGCUGGCAGCUGGCGCCCUCUUUCACCUUCUGUUGUCGGCCUUCCACUAUGACUACACACUGCGCGAGGGUGGUGUUGAGAGUGCUCUCGAGACCAACCAGCAGGAAGUUGCGAAUCGACUGGCUGAAGAGAGCAUUGGUGCGUGUGCACGACUGGCUGGCCUAGACGAGGCAUGCCCACCCAAUGCAGCUGCUCGCACGGCCCUGUCUGCACUGCUGACCCCAUACCUGGCCAGAAAGCUGGGCGUCCUUCCAGCUCCGGAACUUCUGCGGAUCUUGACGGCCAACACGGAGAACCCUUACCUGCUCUGGGACAAUGCCACCCGUGCCGAGCUCCGGGAGUAUCUGCGUGAGCAGCAGCGCUCAGUCGUGCGAUCGGGCGAGUGCGACGAAUCGUAUGGUGCCAACUUCGUGUACAGUGCCCACAAGGAGGAGCUGGUGGUGGGCGAGAUAUUUGUACGCAUCUAUAAUGAGCAGCCCACUUUCCCCCUUGAGAACCCACGCCAGUUUGCCCUGGACCUGUUGGACUUUGUGGGGUCCCAGGCGCAGUACCUGCACUCGGCCCGCUCACUGGAUGAUAACAACACGGGUACAGCAAGCGGUGGCAUCCAGCGAGUGGCACAGACAGAACAAGCCCUCCAAGCCCUGCACAAUGUGCUCCGCAACAAUCCUGGCCUGGAGAGCCUGUGUGUUGGCCACUUCCGGUUGCUGUUCUGCCUCCUCAGCCUGGACGGCUGCAGGGGCCUGCAAGCAGUCACCGUGCAGGUGAUCCAAGCGCUGACGGGAAGCCAAGAGUGUGUGAGCGACAUUGCCAAUUCGGAGGUGCUCGUCUACCUGCUGUUGGUGCUGGUCACCUUCAAGGAGGCUGAACAGAGGCUCGUGGUGCUGGACACACUUCUUCCGCUGGUUUCCAACAGCCGUCUCGUCAAGGAGGCCAUUGCGAAAGGUGCGGUGGUGUACUUGCUGGACCAGUGGUGCAAUGGCACGGACGAGACGCUGCGUGAGCGAGCGGGGGAGUUGCUGGCCAAGAUGGCAGCCGACAAGCUUCAUGGCCCCCUGGUGCGCAGCACAGCUGGCCGCUUCCUGCCGACCGUCUUCUUGGAUGCCAUGCGCCAAGGCCCCAAGGAGGCCCUACACCUGUUUCAGGCCCAACAAGAGAACCCUGAACUUGUCUGGAAGGAGGAAACACGGCAACGGCUAUGCCAGACAGUGCGCCGCAUGGCUCUCGAGCAGUGGAACCUCCAGAAGAAAGACCCCAAAGCUAGUUGCAAGCUGCCAGCUGAGUUCAGUCUGGUGGAGGAAGACCCCUCGGAGCUGGUGGUGGCAGGUGUCUACGUGCGCCUGUUCGUGCAGAAUCCAGGAUGGACACUACGCCGGCCACAGGAGUUCCUCACCGAGUGCCUCGACCGCAUCUGUGGCCUCCUUGCCAAGGAGCCCCUCGAAACCGACAAGGAGGAAGGCGGCCCCUUAGAUCUGCUGUGCACGGCCGCAUGCGGUGUGCUUCAGGGCCAGCCGAACCUGCGGGAGCGGCUACCCGUGCUAGGGCACCUUCCUCAGCUGUGUCAAGCACUGGCACGUAGGCCGGGCCUUCCCGGCUGCCUUCGCAUCCUGCACCAGGCCAGCUCCAGCCAGGCCUGUGUACAGUCGGUGGGCGUGGCCUGCCUGGACCCCCUGGGCCGGUCCUUGUCAUGCCCCGAGUCGGCCCAGCUGGCCUGCCAAACAUUACUAGGGCUCUGCCAAGCUUCUGUGCCUGGUCUCGUUCAACAGGCUGUGCGUGGUGGCCUGGUGGAACAGCUGCUCAACCUUUUGAGCAAGCCCUCAACAAGCGCAACAACCAAAGCGCAUGCUGUGCAGGCACUCAAGGCCAUGGCAGCAGACAUGGCCAGCGGGGACCAGGUGAACAACCUUCUUGGCCAGUCCAGCGUCUGGUCCGACUACAAGGACCAGAAGCACGACCUCUUCAUGGCGCCUGCUUCCACGGCUGGCUACCUGCCCAGUGCAGGUACGGCUAUCGCUGGCUACCUCACCCAAGGCUCGAGCCAGCACAUGCCACAGACGCCGCCACCCCUGGGCGAGAGCUGAUGCCUGCUGGGACUUAUACGCGACACAAACGUGCCUUCCACUGUGAUGUUGGGUUCGCUGCCAAACCCUGUUCCUAUCUGGUCCAAAGCUGUGUGUGGGGAGGGGGAGCGUGGUGUCUGUCUGCGGCAUGGCUUGGAGAACGCAAGCUGGCCUGGUGAAGAAAGCCCCCUCCCUGCAUAAGCCACCUGGCAACGAGGUCCGACUCAGCGCUACUACUCUUAUCAUACGUCUCGGCGCUGGUGGCAAUGCCGUGGCUUGUUGUCCGUCUCGUGACUGAACUUGUGCCUCCCCUGGCAUCCCGAAUUGCAACUGCAGCACUCUUGCUGGAGUGAUGUCCAAGCCAAAGGAGCGAGGCUGUCGUGCUGUUUCCCCCUCUUCUGGGCAGCUUGCCAGAUUGUUUAUAACACUCGUCAAUGCAACGAGUCUCUCCUGGAGCUAUCAAAGUGUCAGCCACAUUUAGAGCGACCCGCAGACGAGGCGUCUGCGGGUCGACGAUUUGUAUACCAGUUUUGUUUGCCUUCAUAAUUUUUAAUGUUGUUACUUUUCGACUUUUUUUCCAAUUUCUCUUGCUGUGGCUGCAAAGUGGAAAAGUUGGGGCUUUAAUGCUCGCCGGUGCCGUUGAGGAAAGAGUAGUUUUACAAUGGCCGUCGGUAGGUGCCUGUUUAUGUAAAUUGUCCGUCGUUUUUGGCUACAGAAAGUGUGGAUGUGAUGCUUAUUCGGAAAUGCUUGUGCGUGUUUUGAAACCGGUUUGCAAUAAAGACAUUCCCCUUGCA
Molecule: messenger RNA, 8059 nt
Organism: Dermacentor silvarum
Lineage: Eukaryota; Metazoa; Arthropoda; Arachnida; Ixodida; Ixodidae
Gene: Rme-8
Product: dnaJ homolog subfamily C member 13-like
Biological process (GO): endosome organization; regulation of early endosome to late endosome transport; receptor-mediated endocytosis
Cellular component (GO): endosome membrane
Source: RefSeq, a predicted model, not a curated record